This is a messenger RNA of Ixodes scapularis (black-legged tick), 451 nucleotides long. RefSeq names its product FLYWCH-type zinc finger-containing protein 1-like. The transcript is spliced from 3 exons. NCBI's taxonomy places the organism in Eukaryota, Metazoa, Arthropoda, Arachnida, Ixodida, Ixodidae. The record is from RefSeq and is a predicted model, not a curated record. The coding region runs from base 47 to 451 and encodes 134 amino acids.
GUAUGCCAACCAGUGUUGGUGCAAACUAACUCGUCACUUCCCUGAAAUGGCUGUGUACUUGCGAAGUAACCGCGGUGGGCUGAAACUUCUGCACGAAGGCUUCGAGUAUGACAAGGAACGUUGCUUCAAAGAAAAGACAUACUGGCAAUGUAGCCGGAAACUGGAGUGUAAAGCAAGGGCUCACACUAUUGACGAAGAAGUUGUCAAGCUGAUCAACGAACACAGCCAUGCUCCCAGCCGACUGGACCAAGAGGCCAAGUUGGCGUACUCAUCAAUGAAGGAAAGAGCACGGACGACUGAGGAACCCAAUCAAGCCAUCGUCGGACGCCUGGUGGCCGAGAUGACACCGGAAGCUUGCAGUUACUUACCGCCUCAGGACACUGUUAAAGGGCAAAAUAUAUGCCACCUCAUAUGCUAUGGAGAUGUCCAGUUUAUCAUCGGGCUAGCCUAA